Molecule: messenger RNA, 1408 nt
Organism: Prorocentrum cordatum
Lineage: Eukaryota; Dinophyceae; Prorocentrales; Prorocentraceae
Source: the annotation of a GenBank genome assembly
CUGACACGGUGGCUGAUAUGGGGGGAGGUGACAUCACACUCCUGGUGACCUCAACGGCGUCGGCGGAUUUGCGCUAUUACGUUUGUGGCUCUCGGCACUUCUUUGCCCGACACGUUUGCCUCCAGAACGGCUGCUAUGCAAGACCCCACAGCUGACAAUAGCAUUGGCAACGUCACUGGGAGCAACUCCGUCAACGUCUUCCUAGGCCUUGGGUUAUCAUGGUUCCCUGCCGCCGUAUAUUGGGAGUUCAACGGAGAGGACUUUGAAGUGGAUGCAGGUUCGCUUGGACCAAGCGUCGCAGUGUUCUGCGGCUGCGCCCUUGCCUGCAUCGCUCUCCUGCUCGUCCGGCGGUGGGUGGUUGGAGCGGAGCUCGGGGGGCCUGUCUUCUUCGCAAGGGUUUCAAGCGCUUUCCUCGUUUCGUUGUGGAUUAUGUAUAUUGUCUUGUCCGUCAUCAUUGAGGAGUCAGCUUGAGCUUGUUUUUGACGGCCCUCUUAGGCUUUGCUUGCUGCGAUCAGUUUUCUGCCUACUCCGUGCAGUUAUGCUUGGGAGUCCGUAGGCCUUGUCAGGGCUCGUUUCACCUUAUGUGUUUUUGACUGCACCCCCGCAUGCCACACUCCGUGCAUCCUCUUAGGGGAUUGCUCGGCCGACCCAGCUCUUGAUGCAAGCACGGCCCCUGUAAAACUGGCUAUGCUAUGUAGUUUCGCAGCUGCAUCAUGGUUCCCCGCCGCAUGGCGGGGCGGGCAUUUGUGGCGCUGAUGCGCUUCCGUGCAUUGCCCGGUCCCCAGACGGUGACCGUUCAGAGUUCCGUUCGGCUCUCAUUUUCCCUUUUCCCCCUCGUCCUUCUCCUGCCCAGGUCUGGGAGCAUUUUCACAGGUUUGUGGUGGUGAGCGCUUCGUUACGCUUAUGCCUAAAACACAUCAUCCGCCCAGCCUGCUCCACAUCUUUCGGAGGACUUUCAGCUGUUCGGUGGAGGAUGAGCUAGGAACUCGCGUGCAUCAAACUCAGAUCGCAUCGUGAUACGGGCCACUUGUUUUCGGAAGUGGCUCGUGGCUCCUAAGCUGCUUCCUCAUGCUCUCCCUCGGGCGCAGCCUCGUUCUCUGUUGCGGGUGCCAUAGGGCAAGGCGUUGGCUGCGCGAGGUGCAGGCCGUCGUCGGUCGCAAACCAUUUCAGCACAGCGCACCCUUGCACGUCUGACCUGCUCUCGGCGCUUUUUGAUCCACCAGUGCGCUGGUCAAGGAGUCUCGAAGCAGAUGCUGACUUCGCCAUCUCGCACCAUGUCCUACCGACAACGGCACCUCUGGAUGAUGAGAUUUUUGUUGGGGGGAUGGGUGCAGCUUUCGUUUAGUGAGUGGCGUCGGAUCGGGUUCGCGAUCCGUCACUGUAACGGUCUCGUUUUGCUUCUACCGAU